This is a messenger RNA of Anolis carolinensis (green anole), 3508 nucleotides long. It is a transcript of the gene pradc1, whose product is annotated as protease associated domain containing 1. Bases 118 to 681 code for a protein of 187 amino acids. The record is from RefSeq and is a predicted model, not a curated record. The transcript has 5 exons. Lineage: Eukaryota; Metazoa; Chordata; Lepidosauria; Squamata; Anolidae.
AAAACCCAGUGAUGACGGAUGCAAGGCCCUGCCCAAUGGCAUCACCAGAAGAUCCGUCUCGUCCAAUGAGAGCCAGCCGGGAGAGGCUUUCCCCGCCUCCUGUCACUGAAGAUUGGGAUGCCAGGCUUGCAACCAGAGAGCAAGGGUUGGAAGAAGGAGCUCAGCCAUGGUGGCCUUUUGGCUCCUUUGGGGAUACAUCCUCGUUUGCUUUUCUUCCUUGGUGCACGGUUUACGCAUCCAAGAAUACCUUUAUUUCCAAGUGCUGAGCCCCGGGGAUAUCAGAACACAAGGUACGAGCAAAUCUACCUGGUUCCAGCGGACCCUCCGGAGGCGUGUGGGACAUUAAAUAAUGGUGUUUUCAUUGAUGGCCAGAUUGCUUUGGUGGAACGCGGGGGCUGCUCCUUCCUCUCAAAAACCCGCAUCGUUCAAGAGCACGGGGGCCGCGCGGUGAUCAUUGCCGACAACGCCUACGACAACGACAACUCCUAUGUGGAGAUGAUCCAGGACAGCACACAGCGGACAGCAGACAUCCCUGCCCUAUUCCUUCUUGGGAGAGAUGGGUACAUGAUCCGGCGCUCCUUAGACCAGCACGGAUUUCCCUGGGCGGUCAUCUCUAUCCCGGUCAACGUCACCAGCAUCCCAACAUACGAGCUCAUGCAGCCUCCCUGGACUUUUUGGUAGCAGAGAUAAAUAAAUGCACGGCAAAGGGUUCUGGUGGCAACAUCAAGGCAUAUCCGGAGACUGACCGACCUGCCGGCCAGAGGCAACAGGAAGCCCGUUGUCCUGUGAAUGGACUGUGUAUGAACAGAUCACAGCUGUGAAUCUCCUCCCAGCUUCUGGAGCCAUAUUUAGGGACGGAGGAAGCUGUCCUGUUCGAUGCAGAGGAGCGUGGCCAAUGUGUAGGGUUUUAGAUAGGACUUUGUUUCUUAGCCGUACUUGGAGGUUGAUCUUGGGACGUGGUUUAGAAUGAGUCGGACUCUUGGCCCAUCUAGCUCAGUAUUUCCAAUUCUGACUGGCAGCUAUAGCUUUUUGGAUUUUAGGCGAGGUCCUCUCCUUGCCUUUGCUGGAAAUUCCCAAUCUUCUCUUUUAAUGCCAUCUCCAUCACAUAAGAGAAGCACAAGAAGCUGGUUUACACUCUAGCUCAGUCUUUCUUGGAUUUAGGUUAGCGAAGGCUGGAAAUCCCUGAUCUUCCCUCUUAGUGGUCUCCCAGCCAAAUAAAAUGAUGAUAAGAAGCUGGAUCAUAAUGGCCCAUAACUCUUGGCCCAUCUAGUUCAGUACUACUGUCUUGCCAUUGCUGGAUAUUCUCUUUGAAUGGCAUCCCCAUCCCAUAAUAGGAGCAUAAGAAGCUGGUUUGUAGUGAUGACCCUUGAUAUUCCUGACUGAUCUGCAGCUAUGGCUUUGGAAUUUGGGAUUCUUUCCUGGCCAUUACUAGAAACACCCCACAGUGGUUUUCUAGCCAUAUAAGAGGAGGAUAAGAAGUUGGUUUAUGAGUCAAACUCUUGGUUCUUCUAGCUUAUUGCUGAUUCUGUUGGUAGCAAUUGCUUUCUGGCAUUUUGGGUGGGAUUCUCCCAGCCAUAUAAGAGAAGCAAUUUGGACCCUUAAUCCAUCUAUCUCCAUAUUGCUGACUCUAAUUUGCAGCAAUGGUUUUCUAGGAUUUGGGGUAGGGCUUUCCUCGUCAUUAUUGGACACCCCUCAUCUUCCACCAUAGGCGUUUCAGCCAAAUGACUAUACUAUGCAACAAAAUUUGAAUUUUUUUUGUUCCUGGUUUGAAAGUGUUACUUGCUGUUUAAUUAUGCGGGCCUUACUUUGAAAGUGCAGUAGAGUCUCACUUAUCCAACAUAAACAGGCCGGCAGAAUGUUGGAUAAGCGAAAAUGUUGGAUAAUAAUAAAGAGGGAUUAAGGAAAAGCCUAUUAAACGUCACAUUGCAUUAUGAUUUUACAAAUUAAGCACCAAAACAUCUUGUUUUACAACAAAUCGACAGAAAAAGCAGUUCAAUACACAGUAACAUUAUGUAGUACAGUAGAGUCUCACUUAUACAAGACUCGCUUAUCCAAGGUUCUGGAUUAUCCAAGGCAUUUUUGUAGUCAAUGUUUUCAAUAUAUCAUGAUAUUAUGGUGCUAAAUUCGUAAAUACGGUAAUUACAACAUAACAUUACUGCACAUUGAACUACUUUUUCUGUCAAAUUUGUUGUAUAACAUGAUGUUUUGGUGCUUAAUUUGUAAAAUCAUAACCUAAUUUGAUGUUUAAUAGGCUUUUCUUUAAUCCCUCAUUAUCCAAGAUAUUCGCUUAUCCAAGGUUCUGCUAGUCGAUUUAGCUUUGAUAAGUGAGACUCUACUGUCAUUCCUGUAUUUACAAAUUUAGCACCAAAACAUCGCAAUGUAUUGGAAACAUUGAUUACAAAAACACGGACUACUAAAAGGCAAACUGCGUUGGAUAAUCCAGAAUGUUGGAUAAGCGAAGGUUGGAUUAGUGGGACUUUACUGUAGUUAUUCUACUCCAGAAACUUGGUUUUUGUGGCGGCCACAAACUUUGUUGAAUUGGUUGAGACUUGAUGCAAUAUUCAUUGAAAAAAUAGAAUAAAAAGUGCUGCAGGGUGUCCUGUGAAAACAAAGUUUUUGCAGUUGUAUAAAAUUUUUCAUGGUUUUAUGAGAAAACCAAUUUGGACAUGACAUUAAUAACUCAGGAACAAAAAUGAUGUUACAUAGUUAUAAGAAGCUGGUUCCAAAUGACAACAAUUGUUUUCUAGGAUUUGGGCAGGAUUCUUUUAGCCAUUGCUAGAAAUCCCAAAUUUACCCCCAAAGUGGUUUCUUGGCCACAUAAGAAGAGCACAAGAAGCUGAUUUAUAGUGAUUUAUAUAUACUCCAUAUUGCUGAAUUUGACCAUCACCACCAGCAAGUCACUGGUUCAAUAUUUCCCCAUCGGUGGUCGCUCAUCUCAAGUCUAACCAGGUCUGACCUUUCUUAGCACCCUAAUUCAGAUGAGAUCGGAUGGUAUUUGGGUUGUUUUUCUUUUUCUGGGUGAAAAGUUGUUGUUUGCAAUGUGGUUAGUGUUGACCAUCAGGACUGGCCAGAGCGUCAGGUGGGAUAAAGGUCUUUUUGGAAGGGGCUAAUGGGAGUUAUAGUCAAACCAGAGAGCACUGCAUUGUGGGGGGGGCUCUUAUGAUGUGUGGAAAAACCACAGCCAUAAGCAAUUUUUACUCAAUACCCUAUCAAAAGCUGAUACAGGGUGUAUCUACACUGUAGGACUAAUGCAGUUUGACAUCACUUUAACUGCCAUGGCUCCAUGUGGAAUCAUGGGACUUAUAGUUUUAUAGAUCUUCAAUAGCCUGUCAUAGAGGCUGGUACCUCACCAAACUACAAGUCAUCAUUCUGUAGCAUUGAGCCAGGGAAGUUUAAGUGAUCUCAAACUACAUUCAUUCUACAGUAGAGAUGCACCCGGUGUCUCCUCUUUCAGGUAUUAGUCACAGAUUAUUUUUGUGAGUUGUUGAAUAUUAAAUAUCUGUCUCUA